AUGGAACCACUGGCCGAGGCCAUCAGGGUAACGCCUGCUAUACAGGGGCUGCUCAUUGAUCUGGCCCCUGUGUGUUGGGCUGCUGCACUCCCUAGCUCCUGUGGCGUCAUCUACAAGAGCUUUGCUCAGUGUCUCCUCACUCUGGGGGACAGUCUGGGUGACACACAGAAAGAGCAGAGCGCACAGGACAUUGACACAGUCUGCAGAUCAUGGGAUGCGUUCCAUGUGUGUGCGAAUGCGGCACUUGCCGGUUGUCCUGGAGACGCAGCGGCUGUGUGGGAGUCUCUGAGGCAAGAGUCUAGGAAGACACAGUUUUCUGGAAACCUCUAUGACAUGUGUGCCAGCCGCACCACACUGGCACCCAAUACAGUGCCCAUGCCACCCUCCCAGAGGCCACCAACAUCAGACCAGACCAAUCAAGAAACUCUAAAAGGGUACACGCAUCACCUUGGACCCGCCUACACCACGCUUUUGCUCUCAGCAUGCAUCUCUCUACUGCUCCUGCUCAGGAUGUAGCCCUAGCCUCCCUCAGACUGCUAUAGGUUAUCUGUGAGCCUUGUGUUUUACUGGACUGAGCAUAAAAUGAACCAACACACACCUGUAAAAACCCCUCACUCCAACACACACGCAAGCACACAUCCCCUCACUCCAAAAUGCAUACCUCCUCCAACACGCAUACACACACAGGCAUGUACAUGUACACACACAAACACACACACAGAGUAACGCAAGAAAACACUCCCAAGCGUUAUGGACGUCACUAUUAUGCAUAUUAUGUAAAAUAACGUUUCCAUGUCAACCUCUCUGUGCAAUUUUCUGUAUACCACCUAUCAUUGAUAAUAGGGAAGUACUGACAUUACUGAUAGAGUUGCUCUAUAAUCUACACGUUAUGUGAACUCUGUUUUUAUAUGUGACAUGUGUAGUGGGGCAAUAUUUGAUACAUGUAUGUAUGCAUACAUUAUUAUUACCUCACAUGCAACUUGUAAAUAAGACUAAGCAAUUAGCCCAUUAAAUGAAUUAUCUGACUUCAUAAGAUAAAUAACAAUAUGCAAGAGACUGUAGUUAUACUAUGUGCAAUCAAGUAUUAUGCUGACUAAUAUCAAGGAAUUGUCACGAGAAGCAAAUAUCAAAGCAAGUAUUACUUAAAAACUUUAUAAAAUGAAUGGAUUCACAU
This is a messenger RNA of Salvelinus fontinalis (brook trout), 1174 nucleotides long. Its product is annotated as neuritin-like protein. The coding region runs from base 1 to 516 and encodes 171 amino acids. The record is from RefSeq and is a predicted model, not a curated record. Gene Ontology annotation, cellular component: plasma membrane. NCBI's taxonomy places the organism in Eukaryota, Metazoa, Chordata, Actinopteri, Salmoniformes, Salmonidae. Gene Ontology annotation, biological process: neuron projection extension; nervous system development. The transcript has 3 exons.